Messenger RNA from Periophthalmus magnuspinnatus, 4134 nucleotides. RefSeq names its product elongator acetyltransferase complex subunit 1 (gene elp1). The coding region runs from base 106 to 4044 and encodes 1312 amino acids. Gene Ontology annotation, molecular function: tRNA binding; protein binding. The transcript is spliced from 35 exons. Lineage: Eukaryota; Metazoa; Chordata; Actinopteri; Gobiiformes; Gobiidae. The record is from RefSeq and is a predicted model, not a curated record. Gene Ontology annotation, biological process: tRNA wobble base 5-methoxycarbonylmethyl-2-thiouridinylation. Gene Ontology annotation, cellular component: cytosol; elongator holoenzyme complex.
UGGCAGUACUAGCGGUGAAAGGUCACGGCUGACCACAUGUGGGUUUGUUGUUGCUGUUUUUGCGGCAAAUAGUGUCUUCAGGUGGUCCAGGCAUCCUGGAGCAGAAUGCGUAACCUGGUGCUUGUAAGGAGCACUCAAGGCUGUGCGCAGCAGCCAGGGGUCCCACACUGUGUAACAGUGCGCUGUGACAGCGGCUCUCUGCUGGGGGCCUCACAGUUCUCUAUUACAGAGUUUGACCCGCGCACAGGGAAGGUGCUGAACGAGGCCUCCCUAACGACUGAGGGCUAUCUCCCUGAGGAUGGGAGUGGGACAGUAGUUGGACUACAGGACCUAGCAGAACUGGAAUCAGCCUGUGUGGCCACAGCUGCAGGGGAUGUCAUCCUCUACAACUUCAGCUCCAGACAGUUUGAGUGUGUGGGAAGUGUAGACAGUGGCCUCACCUCAAUGAGCUGGAGUCCUGAUGAAGAGCUGGUCAUUUUCACUACAGGUCAGGACACUUUCAUAAUGAUGACCAAAGACUUUGAGCCAAUCAUUGAAGUGGGGAUUCACCAAGAAGACUUUGGGGAAGAAAAGUUUAUAACAGUGGGCUGGGGAAAGAAGGAAACUCAGUUCCAUGGCUCUGAAGGGAAACAAGCAGCUCAGAAGAAGACAGUGGAGCUGCAGCCAGCCCCUGCCUGGGACGACCACCGGCCACGGGUGUCGUGGCGAGGGGACGGGCAACUGUUUGCUGUGAGCGCAGUGUGUCCUCAGAGCGGGGCCAGGAGGGUCCGGCUGUGGAACAGAGAGGGAGUGCUCCAGGCCACCAGUGAAGCCAUCAGCGGGUUGGAGCAACCGCUCUGCUGGAGGCCCUCAGGAAAUCUGAUCGCUAGCACCCAACGACAGCGCAACAAGCACUGUGUUGUCUUUCUGGAGAAAAAUGGGCUUCAGCAUGGAGACUUCACCCUGCCCAGCAGCACGAGUCAUACCAAGGUGAAGGAGCUCUGGUGGAACAGUGACUCCACAGUGUUGGCUCUGUGGCUGGAGGACACCACUGCAGCUGGAGAGGGAGCGCUCAGCACUCACUUUCAACUGUGGACGACUGGAAACUACCACUGGUACCUGAAGCAGAGCCUGGCCUUUGGGGAUGAUCCCCACAGAGCUCCAGUGUGUUUGUGCUGGGACCCUGUGCACCCCCUGCAGCUGCAUGUGGUACUACGGGACUGGACCACACUCAUGUACGAGUGGGGCUGGGCCACAGAGCGCAGCAGAGGGCUGGAUGGAGCUGAUGACGCCAGUGUGGCUGUGAUCGACGGGAGUAAAAUUCUUGUCACCAACUUUCGUCAGUGCGUGGUACCCCCACCCAUGUGCUCCUAUGAGCUCCAGCUGACCUCUGUGGUCAACCAAGUGAUGUUUUCGUGCCAGCCCAACCGGAGUAAUGAGCUGGCUGCAUAUACAGCAGAUGGACACAUCUCAGUGUUUGGUCCAGAACUGAGAGAGAAGGAAAACAGCAGUGCCUUUAGGACAGUGUGCCAGCCGCUGGUAUCAAAGAGAACAUACAGCGUUGACCUUGACCUGGAGCGCCCCCUGGAGUUACAUCACCUGCUGUGGCUCAGAGUGGACCUGUUUGUGGCUGUGAGAGCAUUUCCAAAAACAAACUAUUCCAAAGUGCUGUUCCUCAGUCCCUCACAGGCCUCGGAUCAAACACUUGCCCUCAGGUGUGAGGUGGAGGUGUCUGGAGCUGUGGUCAGUGUGGCUCACAGCGCUCACAGCGGCUCUGUGACUCUGCAGCUGGAGGACGGAAACAUCAAAAAGCUCCUCUGGGAUUGUGAUGAGCCAUUGGUGGAGGACUGGGAGGACUCCAGAGGCAGUUUGGUCCGCUUCCCUGUGGUCUGUGUCCUGACUGCACUGUGCAACAUCGUACAGGAGGAGUAUGUACUUGGCCUGACCGACAGAUGCCACAUGUAUGCUGGAGACACUAAGCUUGCCUCGAAUGUCUCAUCCUUCUCUGUCUGCAACGAUUUCUUGCUUGUCACAACCCAUUCGCACCACUGCAGAUGUCUCCAGCUCUCCUCCCUGAGUGUUAAAGACCUGCAGGUGGCGCUGGCUGCAGAUGUAGGACAGAAUGACGAGACGCUGCGCAGAGUGGAGAGAGGGGCGCGGAUAGUCACUGUAGUGCCACAGGACACCAGGGUCAUUCUACAGAUGCCGCGGGGGAACCUUGAAACUGUGCAUCACCGCGCCUUAGUGUUGGCUCAGCUCCGAAAAUGGCUAGACAGUUUGCGAUUCAAAGAAGCUUUUAUGUGUAUGAGGAAACUGAGAAUUAACUUGAAUCUCAUUUACGAUCACAAUCCCAAAUUAUUUUUGGACAACAUUGCGACAUUUAUCACACAGCUUGGCUCCAUCAACCACAUAAACUUGUUCCUCACUGAACUCAAGGAGGAAGAUACCACACAGACCAUGUACCCUAGGCCAGAAGACUCCCUCUCCCAACCUUACAAAGUGCCUGGGACAAAGGUUGAUAUUGUAUGUGAUGCUCUAAGGAACACUAUGGAGUCCAUGGACCCAAACAUGUAUUGCUUGUCCAUUUUGACGGCUCAUGUGAGAAAGACCUUACCAGAGCUGGAGAUUGCUCUGCAGAAAGUUCAUGAACUUCGAGUAAACCCCCCUCCUGCUGUGGUGGCUGUGAGUGCUGAGGAGGCUCUGAAGUACCUGCUGUUCCUGGUGGACGUCAAUGACCUGUACGAACACUCUCUGGGCACGUAUGACUUUGACCUGGUGCUCAUGGUGGCUGAGAAGUCUCAGAAGGAUCCAAAGGAGUAUCUACCUUUCUUAAACAUGCUGAAGAAGCUGGAGCCAAGCUAUCAGCGCUACACCAUCGACAAACAUCUGAAGCGCUACAAGAAGGCUCUGGUCCAUCUCAGUCAGUGUGGAAAAGAACAUUUCCCUGAGGUGCUGCAGCUGGUCAAAGAGCAGAAGCUCUACACUGAAGCUCUUAACUUAUUUGCUGCUGACAAGACUCACUAUAAGGAGCUGACGGUUGCCUUUGCGGAGCACCUGGUGGGUCAGCAGCAGAUGGAGCAGGCAGGGCUGUUGCUGUGGAGGUGUGGAGAGACACACUUGGCUCUGCAGAGCUUUGUGAGCUGCUGCAGCUGGAGACAGGCCCUGUGUGUGGCGCAGGUCAUCCCUCUGCCCCCUGACCAGCUGGCUCUCCUAGCCCGCGACAUGGCAGAAAAGCUGAGUGAACAGCGGCGUUACUCUGAGGCGGCUCUCCUGCUGGACCAAUAUGCCAAUGACUGUGAGGAGGCCAUCCUUGCUCUAAUCACUGGAGCUGUUUGGGACGAGGCUCUGCGAUUGAUUCACACACAUCAGAGGCAGGACAUCACGGAGACCAAUCUCAAACCUGCUCUGCUUGAAGCAUUCUGUGCGCAAUCAACCUUUCUGGAAACUCAGGUGUCCACAUUCACACGGCACAGGGCCAGACUGGCUGUGGUCCGAGAGCAAAAACUCAAGGCCAGGGUGGACAUGCUCGAUGAAGAGGGCCCAGACUGUGCUGAUGCAGAGCUGUACAGUGAGGCCAGCAGUGUCCUGACCGGAUCCAAGUACUCCCAGAGCAACUCACGCAUCUCCUCGAGGUCAUCGAAAAACCGUCGGAAAGCAGAACGCAAAAAGCUAAGUCUGAAAGAAGGAAGUCCAAUGGAGGACAAAGCAUUGAUACAUGCCCUUGGGGAGAUCAUCACCACUGUGGACAAAAUGAGAGAGGAGGUGCACGGCCUGCUGAAGAUGCUGGUUCUGUUUGAGUUUGAGCGGCAGGCGCACAGACUACAGGAGCAGUAUGCUGAGGCCCUGAGUCUGCUGGAGGCCGCUGUGCCCGAGGUGUGGCCGAAUAAUGCCCUCAACAACUGCACACCGCUCACUGGGCCUCAGAGCACGGCCAAUAGCAUCUCAGCCUCCUUCCAACAGCAGAGUCCAGCAGUCCUUCCACCAGCUCAGGCACAAGAUGCUGAGAUUCUGGCACCACCAAAGCUGAGACACAACAUCAAAUGGAAGCUCACUGUUCUAACAUAAAAUAUGUGUAUUAUUUACUUUAGCUUUUUAAAAAAAAAAUCUUUACUUGUUUGUAUAUGUUAUAAAAUAUUAAAAUUAUGUCAACUGUAG